AGACAAGGAAAAAAACAAACGGGAUACGGUUGAUGAAAGUGAAAACCCCAGAAAAUUUUGACUAGGUUUGCAACACUUCUGCCUAGGGUUUGAUUGAAUAACGUUGAAUGAUAUUUUUUUACACGGAAAAAAAGGCUUGCUGGUCAAGGCAAAUACUCACCAGUCACCAAAGAGCAUAUAAAUAUGCUUUUAAACAAAGAGAGGCUAGCCUUUAACAAAGUUUGGAGUAAGUUGAAACUCCAAAAUCCCUGAGAGUAUUUCAUUUCGAACUUUUAUCAACAGCCACAAUAUAAUAAAUCCUAUAGAUUCUGAAGUUGUUGAGUAUCAAAGUAAUUGCUUGGGAGCCACUCAAUGGCCUCUGAGAAUGGUUUUAAUGGUGAGAAAGAUACCGACUUGCAUGAAGCCGGCACAUCGAAAAGCCAGGAAGAGUCACAGAAAGUCCCUGGCGAUAAUGGAGAAAAUCAAGAUCCUGAAAGCAGCAAAGGAGAUGAGAAAACUAACACGGUUCCAUUUUACAAGCUGUUUGCAUUUGCUGAUUCUACGGAUAUCUUAUUAAUGAUCGUCGGCACAACCGCUGCAACUGGGAAUGGUCUAUCUAUGCCCCUUAUGACAAUCCUGUUUGGGAAUCUCAUUGAUUCUUUUGGAACAAACAAGAGUAAUGGCAACGUGGUUGAAGCUGUCUCCAAGGUUUCUGUGAGAUUUGUCUACCUGGCGAUGGGGGCUGCGGCGGCUGCGUUUCUCCAGGUGAGUUGCUGGAUGAUCACAGGUGAGAGACAAGCUGCACGAAUACGGGGCCUGUACUUGAAAACCAUAUUGAGGCAAGACGUUGCCUUCUUUGAUGUGGAAACAAACACAGGGGAAGUUAUUGGAAGAAUGUCUGGGGACACAGUUCUCAUACAGGACGCCAUGGGCGAAAAGGUAGGGAAGUUUUCACAAUUGAUAUCCACGUUCAUUGGAGGCUUUGUUAUAGCAUUUGUCAAAGGAUGGCUUCUUACUCUCGUAAUGUUAUCUGCUAUCCCUCUACUUAUAAUAUCUGGUGGAACCAUAGCCGUUAUAGUAUCCAAGAUGGCAUCCCGGGGACAAAAUGCUUAUGCUAAAGCUGCCACUGUAGUUGAACAGACAAUUGGUUCGAUCCGGACUGUUGCGUCGUUUACUGGUGAGAAGCAAGCAAUAAACAAUUACAAUAAGUCACUUGUUACUGCUUAUAGAUCAGGCGUUCAUGAAGGCACUGCUGCUGGAGUAGGUGUUGGCUUAGUUAUGCUAGUUAUAUUCUGCAGUUAUGCUUUGGCUGUCUGGUUUGGUGGGAAGAUGAUUUUGGAGAAAGGGUACACUGGUGGUCAAGUACUUAAUGUGAUCAUGGCUGUAUUGACAGGUUCCAUGUCUCUGGGGCAAGCAUCUCCAUGCAUGACUGCGUUUGCGGCUGGUCAAGCUGCAGCAUUUAAGAUGUUUGAGACCAUCAAAAGGAAGCCAGAGAUUGAUUCCUAUGACACGAGUGGAAAAGUGUUGGAGGAUAUUCGUGGGGAUGUAGAACUGAGGGAUGUUUAUUUCAGUUACCCUGCCAGACCAGAGGAGCAAGUUUUCAGUGGAUUCUCUCUUUCUAUUCCAAGUAGCACAACAGUAGCUUUGGUUGGACAAAGUGGAAGUGGGAAAUCAACUGCAAUCAGUCUGAUCGAGAGAUUUUAUGAUCCACAAGCCGGUGAGGUUCUUAUCGAUGGCAUUAAUCUCAAGGAGUUCCAGCUUAGAUGGAUAAGGGGAAAGAUUGGUCUUGUUAGCCAGGAACCAGUGUUGUUUACGUCAAGCAUAAGGGAUAAUAUCGCAUAUGGUAAAGAAGAUGCAACCACAGAAGAGAUAAGAGCAGCAGCUGAGCUUGCAAAUGCUGCUAACUUCAUUGAUAAACUACCUCAGGGACUAGAUACCAUGGUUGGAGAGCAUGGAACUCAGCUUUCUGGUGGACAAAAGCAGAGAGUGGCAAUUGCAAGAGCAAUCUUGAAAGACCCACGGAUUUUGCUUUUAGACGAAGCUACAAGUGCACUCGACGCAGAAUCUGAAAGAGUUGUUCAAGAGGCAUUGGACAGGAUAAUGGGCAAUAGGACUACUGUCAUUGUUGCUCAUCGUUUAAGUACUGUGAGGAAUGCAGAUUCGAUUGCUGUAAUUCAUAAAGGAAAGAUGGUUGAAAAAGGGUCGCAUUCAGAACUGCUCAAGGAUCCUGAGGGAGCUUACUCUCAGCUCAUUCGUUUACAAGAAGUAAAUAAAGGGUUGGAACAGCUUGCAGAUGUAUCAGAUGUUAAUCCGGAAUUGUUUAGACAAUCGAGCCUAAGAAGGUCAUUCAAGCGAUCAAUCAGCAGGGGAUCAUCUAGAACUAGCAGCCGCAAUUCUUCUUUCUCUCAACCUUUUGGUUUACCUACUGAAAUGAAUGUCACUGAUCCUGCAAUGUUAGAUACAGAAGACCCUGCUGAACCACCAUUGAAACAGGCUAAGGAGGUUUCUAUCCUCCGGCUUGCUUACCUCAACAAGCCAGAGAUUCCUGUGAUCUUAAUUGGAACUCUUUUUGCAGCUGCCAAUGGUGUGAUACUUCCACUUUUCGGUAUCCUGAUUUCCAAUAUGAUCAAAACAUUUUAUCAACCUCCUGAUGAAUUGAAAAAGGAUUCAAGAUUCUGGGCACUGAUAUUUUUGUCCCUUGGCCUGGCAUCAUUUCUGAUAAAUCCAGCUCGAACAUACUUCUUUUCUAUCGCCGGAUGUAAAUUAAUCCAACGAAUCAGAUCAACAUGUUUCGAGAAAGUGGUCCGCAUGGAAGUUGCUUGGUUCGAUGAACCUGAUAAUUCAAGUGGUUCAAUAGGUGCAAGGCUCUCGGCAGACGCAGCCUCGAUACGUGCCCUGGUUGGAGAUGCACUAGCUCAGUUGGUCUCAAGCUUUGCAUCAGCAUCGGCUGGUUUGGUUAUUGCUUUUGCUGCAAGUUGGCAGAUGGCAUUUAUUAUCCUAGUACUAAUCCCUCUCAUAGGGGUCAAUGGAUACAUUCAAGCAAAAUUCAUGAAGGGAUUCAGUGCAGAUGCAAAGAUGAUGUAUGAGGAGGCCAGCCAAGUUGCCAGUGAUGCAGUUGGGAGUAUAAGAACAGUUGCUUCCUUUUGUGCAGAGGAAAAGGUAAUGCAACUCUACAAAAAGAAAUGUGAGGGUCCAAUGAAAACCGGGAUAAGGCAGGGUUUGAUUAGCGGAUCAGGAUUCGGACUUGCAUUCUUCUUUCUGUUUUCUGUUUAUGCAACAAGUUUCUAUGCAGGAGCUCAACUUGUUGAGCACGGCCAGGCUACAUUCACAGAUGUUUUUCAAGUUUUCUUAGCUUUAACCAUGGCAGCUGUUGGAAUUUCUCAAUCAAGUUCCUUUGCUCCUGAUUCCAACAAAGCCAAGAUCGCGGCUGCUUCCAUAUUUGCAAUUAUUGAUCGCCAGUCUAAAAUAGACCCAAGUGAUGAGUCUGGGAUGACACUAGAAAAUGUGAAGGGAAAUAUGGAGCUUCGUGAUGUUAGUUUUAAGUAUCCAUCAAGGCCAGAUAUUCAAAUCUUCCAAGCCUUAAGCUUGUCUAUUUAUGCCGGAAAGACAGUUGCCCUGGUUGGAGAAAGUGGGAGUGGUAAAUCUACUGUAAUCUCAUUAUUGCAGAGGUUUUAUGAUCCUGAUUCAGGAACUAUCACUCUUGAUGGAGUCAAAAUACAAACGCUCCAAUUGAAAUGGCUGAGGCAACAAAUGGGGCUUGUCAGCCAAGAACCUGUUUUGUUCAAUGAUACAAUCCGUGCCAACAUUGCAUAUGGAAAGGGAGGAAAUGCAACUGAAGCAGAAAUUAUAGCAGCAUCAGAGUUGGCCAAUGCUCAUAAGUUCAUCAGUGCAUUACAACAGGGUUACGAUACCGUGGUGGGAGAGCGAGGACUUCAAUUGUCAGGUGGACAAAAGCAACGCGUAGCCAUAGCACGAGCCAUCGUUAAAAGUCCAAAGAUACUGCUAUUAGAUGAGGCUACAAGUGCACUGGAUGCAGAAUCAGAGAGAGUGGUUCAGGAUGCACUAGAUAAAGUGAUGGUGAACCGCACGACGGUUGUAGUUGCUCAUAGGCUAUCCACAAUCAAGAAUGCAGAUGUUAUAGCUGUGGUUAAAAAUGGGGUUAUUGUAGAGAAAGGAAAGCAUGACACUUUGAUAAACAUCAAAGAUGGUUUCUAUGCUUCCUUAGUUGCACUUCACAUGACUGCUUCCACUUCGCAGUAGGUCUUACAAGUGUUGAGAGUCGAAUAUUAUACUUAAUGUCACCGAUGAUUGCAUUAAGUGAUUGAAUUAAAUUUUACCUCUGCCUCUUAGAAUUUGCAAAA
Messenger RNA from Gossypium raimondii (Peruvian cotton), 4340 nucleotides. RefSeq names its product ABC transporter B family member 21. Gene Ontology annotation, molecular function: ATP binding; ATP hydrolysis activity; ABC-type transporter activity. Lineage: Eukaryota; Viridiplantae; Streptophyta; Magnoliopsida; Malvales; Malvaceae. The coding region runs from base 352 to 4239 and encodes 1295 amino acids. The record is from RefSeq and is a predicted model, not a curated record. Gene Ontology annotation, biological process: transmembrane transport. The transcript is spliced from 13 exons. Gene Ontology annotation, cellular component: membrane.